CCUCGGGGUACAUUUCAGUUACAGUAUUUCAGCCAGAGGAGAGGAAUAUCUUCUUUAAGACACCGAGGUUGUAGUAGCAAGAUAUGAAAUAUUAAAUUGGAGGGAAGCCUCAGACAAAACAGCUGAAAACAUCAAAAAAAUUUGGAAUGACUAAAUCUUCAGGCAUGCUGCUUCUUUGCCUUGCUGUCAUCAGCCUCAUAGCAAGCUCUCUCUGUGCUGCUGUUCCAGCACGGGACUCUGUUCCUGAGCAGAAGUCAGUGUCCACCGCGUCCACCAGAAACAAGCUACUGCUCAUCUCUUUUGACGGCUUCCGCUGGGACUAUGACCAAGAUGUUGAAACCCCCAACCUGGAUAAGAUGGCCCAGGAUGGGGUGAAGGCAGCCUAUGUUACCCCACCCUUCCUCACCAUUACCAGCCCUUCUCACUUCACAAUGCUGACAGGACGUUAUGUCGAGAAUCACGGAGUAAUCCACAACAUGUGGUUCAACACUACAACCCAGGAGAAGAAGCAGUACUACGAUGCUCAGUUUGUUGAUUCAUACUGGGACAAUGGCAGCUUACCCAUCUGGAUAACAGCACAGAGACAGGGUUUAAAAACAGGUUCUCUACAUUUCCCUGGCACAGCACCCACCUACACAGGGGAGACUGUGAUGGUUCGUCAAGUGGAACCUCGUUUCUAUGACCAUUCAAAUGAGACAGAUUGGAAGCUGAACAUUGACAAAGUGAUUGGAGAGUGGUUCCACAAAAAUGACCUUGACUUUGUCACACUGUACUUUGGAGAACCGGAUUUGGUAGGACAUGAAUAUGGACCAGAUUCCCCAGAACGCCGAAAGAUGGUCCAGCAAGUUGACCGCACUGUGGGCUACAUCCGAAACAAGAUCGAAGACCAUGGCCUGACUGACAGCCUCAACAUUAUCAUCACAGCCGACCAUGGGAUGAGUACAGUUCUACGUGGUGGACAAGUUGAGGAGAUCAUCCUCUCUAAAAUUCCUGGCUUCAGCUUCAGGGAUAUCCAGUUCCAGCUGUUGGAUUAUGGUCCUGUUGGCAUGCUGCUUCCUAAAGAGGGGAUGUUGGAGAAAGUCUAUAAAGCUCUGAAAGGAAGCCAUCCUCACCUUCAUGUGUAUAAAAAGGAGAAGAUGCCAGCUAGACUGCACUACAGCAACCAUCCUCGACUCCUGCCCCUCAUCCUCAUCGCUGACCCUGGAUACAUUGUCAAUGGGUUUUUACCUGUGAAUUACAACAAAGGAGAGCACGGCUUUGAUAAUGAAGACAAGGACAUGAAAGCCUUCUUCAGGGCCGUGGGGCCGGACUUCAAGAAAGCCGUGGCGGUAGAUCCCUUUGACCUGGUUAACGUGUAUCCACUGAUGUGCCAUCUACUGGGGAUAAACCCAGAGAUCAAUGAUGGACACCUGAAGAAUACCAAACACAUGCUGGUUUCCAACAUAGAACACCAAUACAGGAUUUUUGAAACAGCAGUAACAAGAUGGUGAUGAUAAUAUGGAUGGAAGCCUAAAGUUUAACAUCAGGUAAACUGCUUCAUCCAGGAUAUUGAGGUGAACAUAGGUCGGAGCAUAAGUACUAAGUAAACCCAGAAGCUAGAAGACUUUUUCAGUUUAUGCAGCAUCCAAAUUUUCAUCGGACUGAAUGGUCACAAUCUUUGGGAUCACCAUCUCUAGUUUAAAUUUUUUCAAGUAGCAGAUUGAGUUAGUAAUAUAACAGGAAUGCCUAUGUUAAUGGCAUGACUAAAUAAACAAACAGUAACUGCCUUACAGCAGCAAAACUCUGUAAACCACCUUGUUACCAGAUUCAUCGUUGUCAAACUGGCAGUUUGUCCUAACAUAUGUUUGGUCCUAAGACUGGCCGUGUUCACUGGAAGCCCAGUACAGUUAGCGCCUGUUAGCAGUAACUUUUGGAACAAGUAAGCCAUCUGUUCAUUAGUCAAAGUGGAAGUGAUCUUAAAAUCUGUAAAAAGGCAUUUUUCAUUUUAGCUCAACUUAAAUCUAAUCUACCUUGUGUCUGUAAAAACCAAAGGUAACAUUUAUUACAGGACUCUUCAACCUUGGCAUCACACUGGCUGUAUUACAUUAUCUCACAGCUGUAAAGGUAUAUCUUAUCAGACUGUAGGUUAUUGAUCUCUGCACUAUGAAGCAAAUGUAUUAAUGUGAAAAUGCAACCUAGGCUUUUUUUGUGAAUGUAUAUGAGUCAAACCUUUGUGCAAAAGCAUAAUUACUUUGCUUGUAGUAUCACCAGGGUCUCUACACAUGAACAUGAGCAUUGAGAACAUUGUUUGUGUACACAGAGUCUACUAACAUGAGAGUUUUUCGACAACUCACAUUAGCAGAUGUUUCCUUCGCUCGCCAGUGUCCUGCCAGUGAGAAGUAUCGAUCUCCAAAUGCAAUGUUAACGUGGAGGUGAAUUAAGGUGGACAACUCCUAAAGCUUAGUUCCAUAUAAAUGCACGGAUAAUUUGUUGUUUUGUCAUUAGCGAAAACAAUAUUGACCUUGAAGUUGAAAAAGGAGCCUCAUAUAUGAAACAAUACUAAAAUAAAAAGCCAGAAAAGUCACGUGAGAUAUCGCAUGGAUAGUUGUUGCCGGAAGACAGUAGCACUCCAUUUUAACUGUCCUCCAUGUUAUGUAGCAUUCUGAGAUCGAUACUUCUCGACAGCUGGAAGCGGAACAAGCUACUGCUAAGGUCAGUU
Messenger RNA from Acanthopagrus latus (yellowfin seabream), 2698 nucleotides. Its product is annotated as ectonucleotide pyrophosphatase/phosphodiesterase family member 7-like. The record is from RefSeq and is a predicted model, not a curated record. The transcript has 5 exons. Lineage: Eukaryota; Metazoa; Chordata; Actinopteri; Spariformes; Sparidae. Bases 147 to 1490 code for a protein of 447 amino acids.